Messenger RNA from Punctularia strigosozonata HHB-11173 SS5, 1092 nucleotides. RefSeq lists its product as uncharacterized. Bases 1 to 1092 code for a protein of 363 amino acids. NCBI's taxonomy places the organism in Eukaryota, Fungi, Basidiomycota, Agaricomycetes, Corticiales, Punctulariaceae. The transcript is spliced from 4 exons. The record is from RefSeq and is a predicted model, not a curated record.
AUGUCUCUUCGCACUCCGUUGUCGGGUUUGCUGACAGGUCUGGAUGAAUAUAAUUUAUUCAAUGAUCCACUUUCUCAAUAUACGACCGUCGACGAUGAGCUCAACAAUCCCUGGACCGAAGAGACAGAUGGACCUCAUACUGCAGACUGGCUUCACACCUUGCUGGCCUAUACACUGUUGGACGAUGAAUUCGCCGCGGUGGAUAACCUUCCUUUCAUCGAGACGGGUUCCUUGGCCGGCAGUAUGUCCUUUGACGGACACGAGACGUUCGGCGCCGAGUCACGGAACGAUUCGUCGAAGACGUCGCCCUCGCUACCGUCGUCCGACUACACGCAAUCAGCGUUACUCUCACCCGAAUUUUCUCCCUCGCCGAAAGCUUCUUCUAGAGUUGAGCUCAUUGAACGUGCUUAUACGCACAAAUACAAUGAUGCUCACCGCCUGUAUCCCUUCGGCACACGCGGAUCGCCACCCGAAAAGCAAGGCAACACUGACAGCCCACAAGCUGCUGAUCUGGGUCAUCAGAUAUCAAUCCCCAACCUCGUCGCGGCCGCCAAUAACUCACCGGCGCUAUCACCUCCCGUCGAUGCGGCGAAUUCGGGGGGUUCUGCAGCCCUUCGCUCUCCAGCACAGUCCACCCUCUUGAGGGGCGAUUGCAGGACAGAAGGGCAAGGCUACCGGCGCUCGACCAGAUUUGCCACCCAGCCAAUCUCGUCCCAGAUGCACCCUGGCAGUCGUAAGCGGGCGUUGGAUGGCAUGGAGGACAGCGACGACGAUGAAUACAAUCCCACACAUCACGGCCGCUCCGACCCCAGCAUCGCGUAUCUCAGGAAGCGCAUGAAAAAGGCGACGUCUACGGCGGGUCAAACACACGUCCCCAGUCCCGCAGAGUACUUCUGCGGGAAAUGCCGUAAGAGCUUCAAGCAUGAAAGGUAUCUUAUACGGCAUUUUACGAGCUUGAAGCACACCGGCAGUAUGGAAGGGAAGUGCGCGUGCAGAUGGUGCGGGAAAAAUCUGUCGCGCGCGGACGCCGUGACGCGGCAUUUGGGAAGCUAUUGCGAGAAAGCCCCCGGUGUCGUCUCGCGCCCGUUAUAG